AUGCCGCACGCUUUAGCCACCGCUUCUGCGCCCUACGACCUGUCGGGCCGCACCGCCAUCGUUACCGGCUCGUCGACAGGCAAUGGACGCGCCAUCGCGGUCGCACUCGCCCAAUGCGGCGCUGACAUCAUUGGCGUCGACCUACAGCCCGGCCAGCCCAAAGGUUUCGAGGAGGACGCUCCUCACACGCACGACCUGGUUCAGCGCGACUACGGGGUAAAGUCAGCUUUCGUACAGGGCGACGUGACGCUGGAGGAGACAUGGGAGAAGGUCAUGCGGACCGCUCUCGAGUUGACUGGCCGGGUCGAUAUCCUGGUCAACAAUGCUGGCAUCCUCGGGAAAGUCGGACCUGUGCACGAAGCGACUCUCGCACAGUGGCAGCUCGUCAUGAACAUCAACGUCAACGCCGUCUUUCUCGGUAUCCGUGCCGUCAUCCCGACCAUGCUCGCUCAGGAGAGUCGCUCGGGCGGAGUACGCGGCACCAUUAUAACCAUUUCCUCGAACGCCGCCUACCACGGCGCUCCGGAGAAAGCCCCCUACUGCGCCUCGAAGGGCGCUCUCAUCUCGAUGAAUCGUGCGCUCGCCGUCGACUACGGUCGUCAAGGCAUCAAAUGCGUGACUGUCAGUCCUGGCAUCAUCGCCACAGCGCUCAACGCUCAGGAGCUCGCGGACCCCAGCAAGUGCCAGAACUACCGCAGUCAGACGCCCUGGCCUCGCUUCGGUCGAGUCGACGAAGUUGGAUCAGCCGUCCUCUUCCUCGCGAGCGACGCCUCCGACUAUUGCAACGGCACCGACUUGGCCAUGGACGCGGGCUACAUUCAGGCUUGA
This is a messenger RNA of Rhodotorula toruloides NP11, 828 nucleotides long. RefSeq names its product L-xylulose reductase. The record is from RefSeq and is a predicted model, not a curated record. Gene Ontology annotation, molecular function: oxidoreductase activity, acting on the CH-OH group of donors, NAD or NADP as acceptor. The transcript has 10 exons. NCBI's taxonomy places the organism in Eukaryota, Fungi, Basidiomycota, Microbotryomycetes, Sporidiobolales, Sporidiobolaceae. Bases 1 to 828 code for a protein of 275 amino acids.